Messenger RNA from Brettanomyces nanus, 1782 nucleotides. RefSeq lists its product as uncharacterized. Gene Ontology annotation, cellular component: eukaryotic translation initiation factor 3 complex; cytoplasm. The record is from RefSeq and is a predicted model, not a curated record. Gene Ontology annotation, biological process: translational initiation. Bases 1 to 1782 code for a protein of 593 amino acids. NCBI's taxonomy places the organism in Eukaryota, Fungi, Ascomycota, Pichiomycetes, Pichiales, Pichiaceae. The transcript has a single exon. Gene Ontology annotation, molecular function: translation initiation factor activity.
AUGACAUCUCCUUUCGAUUUUUCCAAUUUACCAGGAACAGAAGAUCCAUGGGGACCUUCUAAAGAGAUUCCUAAAAGUCUUAGAUUCAAUGAUGUUCCUUAUGCUCCAUUCUCCAAGACAGACAAGCUUGGAAAGGUUGCCGAUUGGCAGCAAACGAGGGAAGAUGAAAUGCCCAAAAGAUAUCAGGAGAAGAGAAGAGACCAAUAUCAUGCAUAUGGUGCAUCUGCAGCCAAAUUAUUUGGUGCCGAGGCCGAAGAAGAGGACUUUUCCAUAGUGGAUAAUAAUGCACAACCCGUUAACAAGCAGGCCAUUCUGAGAGGAAGAAGAGGAGGAGGUCGAUUAGGUGGUAUGCAGGACGGUAAGCCAUUUAACAAUAGACGAUUCAACGGCCGAGACGGUAACGGUGGAAAUUUCGGAAAUUUUGGAAAUUUUCAAAGAGAUGGAAAUAACGGCAAUAACAACGGUGGCAAUGGCAGCAACAACAACAAUAACAACAACAAUAGUAACAACGGCAACAACGGUAACAACGGAAACAAUGGUUACAACAAUGGUCGCAACUUUGGCCACAACAAUAAUGGUGGUGGUGGCGGCUGGGGAAACCGUGGAGGCUGGAGAUACAACAACAACCGAUACGGUAAUAGAUACUAUAAUCGUGAUGAACAGAAUAAGAAUAGGGCUCCUUCUCUUAAGAUCGAUCCUGAAUGGAAACUGGUGACGGAGAUCGAGCUUAACAAGCUCACGAAGUUGAAUUUAAUGGUUCCUAAACCCGAGGUGAUUUCUGAAUACGGUUCGGUUAACUACUACAACAAGAAGUAUGAGCAGUUCAGACCGGAGGCAUUGAGGCCUCAUAGCAGAACCAUAGUGAGCCCAACAACAUCUGGAGAUCCAGUCAUAGGUUCGUAUGCGUCUGAAAACAAAGCCUCUGUCUUUGCCACAGACUCUAUUUUGGCCCAGUUAAUGUGCUCUGUUAGAUCUGCCUAUUCAUGGGAUAUUAUUGUGACCAAAAAGAACGGCACCAUCUAUUUCGAUAAAAGACAGGGAAGUGAUAAGAUUCAAGUUGAUGAAAAUGCUCCUUGGCCUCCUACUGAUACUGAGAAGAAUGAUAUCAACAGUUCCACCAAAUUAUCUGAAGAGGCCACCUCGAUCAACCAGAGUUUUGUCUCUAGUGUUUUGGAACCCCACGUUCAUGAUCUUGAUCAUCCUGAAAAUCCUUUCGGAGCCUCUUCUGCUGGUUCUGACAAGGCCGGUUAUAAAUAUGUGAAGUAUUUAUUGCCAACAGAUGACUCAGAGAGUCCUUUGAGUUUGAUUCUUAGAGCUCAAGUCGAUGCAUACCAACCAGAAGGUCAGUUGAUUUCGGUCAACUCCUUGAAUCAAUACAACCCUACACCUUCUAAUGACUGGAAGACCAAGUUGAUCACCGGUUCCAGAGGUGUGAUUUUUGCAGGUGAACUAAAGAAGAACAACAACAAAAUAGCUAGGUGGACGGCUCAGUCUGUGUUAGGUUGCUUGGAUUCGAUGAAGAUUGGUUUUGUCACUAGAGCUUCUCCAAAGGAGAACAGCAAGCAUGUUGUUGCCGGUGCUAUUACGUUCACUCCAGACGUUUUGUCUGCGCAGAUUAACUUGUCUGUUGGUAAUGGUUGGGGUAUUGUCAAGUCAUUAAUAGACAUCAUUGACCACGAGGGAGGAGAAGAAGACUACAGAUUCGUCAUCUUUAGGGCCCCUGGUGUCUCUAAGAUUGGUGUUUACAAGGUUCCUUUGGACACAUUUGAGGAUGAGUUGUAA